AAUAGCUCCCUCCCGACCCACCCCACCCGAGUUAUCACACUCGUUCAUUGUUACGGAUAGGUCAGAAAUGAAUGAGAAAUGGGAAUUUUGUGAAACAACAAUAAAUCCAUGGAAACUUUCCAAUUCCAUAAAAAGGAUUGCGACACAAGUUUGAUUGAUUGAAGAGGUCUGUUCCGGUCGUUCGUUCCUUCGGUCGGUUAUCAGUUUAACUGUUGGUACGUCGCCGAACGCGUGAGAGUGUUUCUCAGGUCUCCUUUCCUUCCCCUCGUUUGAACGUGCGUGUAUGCGUUUACAUCCAAAGGCAUUUAAUACAGAUUCAUUUUCCCGUCGGUUAAUCAACUUUUUAAACGCGGUGCACACAAAGUACAUACUUUCAUAUACAUAUCUAUGUAUGUAUGCUUGACACAUGUUGGAGAAUAUCCAAAGGGUGAAAAUAAACAAAUAAAUUGUAAUGAAAAAAUAUAAGCCAAAAUCAAUUAAAAUAAUUAAUAUCGCAUUUUUACAACUUGGCUGGGGCAAGGUGAUAGCAAAACAAGUAAACAAGUGAAAAGUGAAUAAUCGAAGCAUACAUAAGUGAAAGUGUUAUUUUUUUAUUGUUUCCAUCUGCAAUAAUAAUCCAGCCAAAGUCUACAUCCUUGACAUCUAAACGCUCAAUUAUUCGCUGUUAGCGUUAGUGCAUUAAAAGCUGCUCUUGCACUCAUAAACACAUAAUCAAACAGAUACGAAACACAAAUAAAUCACAGAAGCAAAACAACAAAGCGCGAAACAAAAAGAAACUUCACUGAACGGUGCACAACUGAAGGAAACGCAACACACAACCUUACUCACACUCGCACAGCACUCACGCUCAUUCACAGAGCCGAGACAGAAGUUUAUCCAACUUCCGGUAACGAGGUCGUAACUCACAGCACUGCAGCACGUGCUUAGUGAUAAUGACAUACAUUUCGUGUAAUUAAAUUUGCUCUGUUUAUAUCGCACUUCGUCGAAGCUGCUCACCGUUGUUUAUUCGCUGCCGCUGUUGCUAACCUCGACGCCGUCGUCAAUCGCAGUCGCAUCAUCGUUGUUCUCUUUGCAGCGACCGCAUCGUCGUGUACAUAACGUGAGUGUUGCUUGUGCCUGAGAUUGUGCGCUGCUAGGGGAUAUUAGCAAGACCACACACGCAAGCACAUCUCUCCAUCUCUGCUUUGGGCAUUUAAUAGGAGUUGAAGGAGCAUUACCGCUAGACAAAAGGGAUUAGAAUAAUAUUGGAUGGAUAACAAACCAACUGCAGCGUGUUCAAAAUAUGUGGGUUUGACAAAUACGGGCUAGUGAUGCACAUGAAGCUGAAAAGACAUACUCGAAAUAUGUGGAAAAACGAGAGGAGUAAUGCCCAACAGAAGAAUAAAUAUCCAGUAAAUCGACGCUAUGGAAUGACAACGACCGCCUCUUUCCGAACGGGAAAUCAAUCAUUUGCUGCGUUUUGCUAUCAUAUAAUGCCAGGAUAUUUCCUAUGCAUUGGCAUCAUACUAACCUUUGGAAUGACUGAUGCCUCCAAUUACUUUGACACCCAGGGACCGAACUUCUCACACGAACCACCAAGUCGCAUCGAGUUUACCAACACUGCGGGCAACAUUGCAGAUUGUAUAGCACACGGCAAUCCUCCACCAAAUGUAGAGUGGUUAGACAAGGAGAACAAUCCUAUCACAUCCAUCUCAAAGGUUCGACACAUCCUAGCCAACGGAUCUCUUUAUUUUCCGCCUUUCGAAGCGGACGAGUUCCGGCAAGACGUUCACUGGUCAAUAUACCGUUGUGUAGCUACAAAUGCUGUGGGUUCCAUAGUUUCCCGAGACGUUGUUGUGAAGGCUGUUGUGAAUCAGCGAUUUGAACCGGAAGUACAAAAUCCCGGAGGAUUCAUUGGAAGCAAUGUCCUAAUAAAGUGUAACAUUCCAUCUUUUGUGAAAGAAUAUGUCACUGUGACCUCCUGGCUGCAAGAGCCAAACUUUAAUAUCUAUCCCUCACUGGAGGGAGAUGGCAAGAAUCAUAUGCUUCCUACCGGAGAGCUGCUGGUCUACAACAUUACACGCACGGAUGCACUUAAAAUUUAUCGCUGCCGUACACAUCACAAAUUGACGCAAGAUUCGGUUGUAAGCAGCAAUGUUGGCAAAAUUCAAUUGACCGAAAUGCGGGAGCUGGUUCCUCCGAUAAUGAACGAAAAAGUUGUCAGCAUCACGGCUAGGAUGGGCGACCCGGUGGUGGUGCCAUGUGUAGCAUAUGCAAAUCCAAAGCCUGUAUAUCGCUGGCAUACGAAACGUCCGAACAACGAAGAGUCCAUACAGCACUUACUGGCCACCGGACGAGCGAAAAUUAAGGAUGGCACUCUGAUUAUAACCGCAUUGGAUAAGUCGGACAAUGGCGCUUUCUUUUGUACCGCCACCAACUCUGAGGGCAGUGAAACACUUGAGGUGCAAAUGUCUGUCACUUCACCCCUUACGGCGGCCAUUCAACCCACCGUUCAGACAGUAAAUUUGGGAAAGACAGCCGACUUGAUUUGCAGCAUAUCAGGUUUUCCGAAGCAGAGCAUAUCCUGGCUGAAGGAUGGCCAUCCCCUGCGAGCUGGUGCCCGUGUACGAUUGUUGUCCAAGGAGCAUAUGCGUAUUACCUCAAUAACUAAGGAAGACAAGGGCAUGUACCAAUGCAUGGUAAAGAACGAUUUGGAGUCUGUACAGGCCACAGCUGAAUUAAGAUUGGGAGAAGUGGCACCCCAACUUAUCUACAAAUUCAUUGAGCAGACCAUGCAGCCUGGACCUUCGGUCUCAUUGAAAUGCAGUGCAACUGGCAAUCCUACGCCGAAAAUAGUGUGGCAUUUGGACGGGUUUCCAUUGCCCAAUAAUGACCGACUUAUGAUUGGACAAUAUGUUACCAUGUUCGGUGACGUCAUUAGCCACGUUAAUAUUUCUGCAGUCAAAUCAGAGGACGGAGGUGACUAUGAAUGCAAAGCAAUUUCUCGUGCCGGUGAAGCAUCACAUACUGCUCGACUGAAUAUUUAUGGUAUGCCUUACAUACGUCCAAUGCCAAAGUUGUCUGCUGUUGCUGGCAAAUCAUUUUUCCUCAAAUGUCCUGUGGCAGGAUAUCCCAUUGAUAGCAUUAUCAUCGAGAAAGACGGCGUCAAACUACCCACCAACAUAUGACAGCGUGUCCAAAAUGGCACGUUGCUCAUCGAGAAUGUCCAACGUACAGCCGACCAAGGUACAUACACAUGCAUAGCCCGAAACAAGCACAACUACACGUCGCAACGUUCGGUCGAUGUUAAAGUCCUGGUUCCGCCGCGUAUAUCGCCAUUUAGCUUUGAGGACGAAAUUACCGAAGGAAUGCGUACCCAGCUCAUGUGCUCAAGCAGCCAAGGUGACCAGCCAUUCAAUAUCACCUGGCUAAAGGACGGUUCUUCAAUAAAAGGUGGCAUGAACGAUGACGCUGUUGAUGGCAAGCGUCAAAAUGACCACAAUCCUGGCGAUGGAAGUGCUCCCAAGGCUCCGGACCCUUCGUUGACCAUCAAUGAGUAUGCUCCGUUUUCGAGCAUUCUAUCGAUACAUAACGUGACGUCACGUCACAAUGGCAACUACACAUGUCGCGUGACAAAUCGCGCUGGAUCUGUUGAAUAUACCGCCCUGCUCUCCGUCUCUGUGCCACCACGUUGGAUCAUCAAGCCAACAGACCAGGAUGCCAUUCUGGGCAAUCCCGUAGUUUUGAGGUGCCAGGCGGAUGGGUUUCCGGUGCCCACACUGCAAUGGAAGCAGUCAAUAGGGGACUCGGGAGAAUAUCGGGAACUCAGUUACAGUAUAGCCAACGGCAAUGCAAAAGCAGUGGUGGAGACACACAGUAAUGGUUCAUUAAUUAUACCUAAGGUAGGAAGGGAACACGAGGGUAGCUACUUGUGCCAAGCUAACAAUGGCAUUGGGGCUGGCCUAAGUCAACUUAUAAAGGUGACCGUUCAUGUGGGUCCUACCGUGACUGUUGCCAAAAAGCAAGUGACAGUGCGUCGAGGAGAUCGUGUUACACUGCGAUGUGAGGCCGAUGGUGAUCAGCCCUUGGAUGUAUCGUGGCGUGCCAGAGCUAAUCGCAUCGAUCCCUCGUUCGAUGUACGUUAUCACGUAAAGGAUUCUGCUUUGAGCCGAGGCGUGGUCUCUGAACUUUCCAUCCUGCAAACGAUACUCAGUGACCGGGGGGAAUAUACCUGCAUAGCGAGUAACGCAUACGGACAUGAUCGCGCCGUGAUUCAUUUGCAGGUUCAAGAACCACCUAAUUUUCCGGUCAAUUUGCAUGUUACAGAUUUGGGAAGCCGUUCGGUAACUCUAGCCUGGUCGCCCAAUGACCAGGACACAGUGUUACUUGGUGGCAACAAUCGAGACUCGAAACCCAUAUCAAAUUACAUUUUGCAGUACAAGAAGGCUGGAGAUGUAUGGCAUGAGGGCAACAAUCAAAAACUUCUGUCGGGAGAAAAAACUACUGCUCAGAUAACCUCUUUGCGCCCGGCCCAAGCAUAUCACUUUCGAUUAUACGCAGAAAAUCAUUUGGGCACUAGUGCCCCAAGUGACAUUCUGCUGCUGCAAACCGAUGCUGAGGCCCCCAGUGGCAGACCGCAGGAUGUUUCAGCAGAACCCCUGGGCCCACAACAACUGCUUAUUACAUGGCGUCCACCUGAGCGUGAUACCUGGAAUGGUGAACUUUUGGGCUAUACCAUAGCCUAUCAAAAGCAUGGCUCGACAGACAAUUUUCAGAACUUUACCAAAGUCAGUAGUCUUGGAGGAGAAGGUCUCAAUGACUUUCGCUUAACAGGUUUGGAAAAAUACACACAAUAUGCAGUCACUGUUUCCGCAUUUAACGUAAAAGGCGAUGGUCCACCAAGUGAAGUGGCAUUGGGCCAUACACUGGAAGAUGCCCCCUCCGCGCCCCCACAGAGCGUGACGUGCAUAGCGUUAACUGCACAAAAUAUUCAAAUAUCGUGGCAAUCGCCAUCGAAAGAAAACCACCAUGGUGUUUUACAAGGCUAUAAAGUCCUCUAUGAACCAGGGAAUUUUGAUUCCGAAUAUGGCAGCAGGGAAACAAAAAUAACAUCGGCCCUUAGUACUGUUCUGCAUGGCUUGCAACCUUUCACAAACUACAGCGUUCAGGUACUGGCAUUCACCCGCGCUGGUGAGGGUGCUGUUAGCCCAACUGUGUCGUGUACCACUGAGGAGGCCGUCCCCGAUGCACCAGAAAGAGUCAAAUCUGUUGUGAACUCAGAGUCUUCGGUUAUUAUCAGUUGGCUGCCUCCUAGACGACCGAAUGGUAUAGUCACCAAAUACAAUGUCUACAUACGCAUCCUAGACAAGGGACAGGAGAUAAAGAUUCUGAAGGAAGUUCUCCCUGCACAGAACCACCACUUUGAGGCAAAAGAUCUUUCCACACGCGAGACGUAUGAGGCAUGGGUGACCGCAUCGACUAGAGUGGGCCAAGGACCCAGUACGCCGGUAAUCAAACUUAUACCCAGCGCUUCGGUACCAGCUGCUAUAAUUUCAUUUAGCCAGACACUUAGCGUCAGCUGGAGAGUAGAUAUGAAAUUGCCUUGUCUAUAUGUUGGAUCUCCAAAGCCCAAUACCGAGUGGAAGGUACUGAAUGCUCGUUCCAAAAAACACUUUCGCCUUGAAGUAAGCACCGAUAACACACUUACCUUGAGAAGUAUACAGCGAUCCCAUGAGGGGAAUUACUCAUGUGUGGUAAGAAACGCAAUAGGCUCUGAUCACAUUGUGUACCAAGUGUUCGUUCAAGUACCGCCAUCUGCUCCCAUGAUAACUGUCACUGCCACAACCACCAAUUCAGUGUCGUUGCAGUGGAAAGUAGAAGACAUUGGUGGUUCUCCCCUGCGAGGGUUCACAUUGACCUAUCGCAAAGAGUUCGGUGACUGGGAAGAGAUACAGCUUGAUCGGCGUGUCAGCUCCCAUCUUCUAGAAGCACUACAGUGUGGCACACGCUACCAAUUUACAUUGGUUACCUACAACAAAAUCGGCACUAGUGCCACCAGUUCAAUCGAAGUUGGCAAAACAAAAGGAAACAAGCCUAUUCCACCCAGUAAGCAUAGUCUUAUACGGCCAAAUACAACAUCAGCCCUUGUGGAAUUAUCCUCGUGGCAGGAUGGUGGAUGUCCGAUACAAUACUUUAGCAUUGAGUUUAAACGUUAUGGUAUUUCCAGCGACUGGAUUAUUGUGUCCAGCCGCAUUGAGACCCACACUCGCUAUACCAUUGGCGAUUUGGAAUCGGGAAGCAUCUAUAAUUUGCGUGUUACGGCCCACAAUAAUGCUGGUUCCAGCGUCCAGGAGUACACAUUUGAAACAUUGCGCUUUAGCGGGAUGGAUCGCGAUUUGGAUCAGAGCGAUUUGCCCCAGGUUAAUUCAAUGUUCAGAGAUGCCCAUUUAAUAGCGGUGAUUAUCACAUCUAUUUUCGGCACAAUAUUGGCUCUGAUCGGAGCCUGCAUAUGUUUGAAAAAUUAUCCUCGUCACAUAUUUUCCCGCAAUGUGGACACGCUGAGGCCCCCUGGUAAUGAGGGAAAGGAUCUACAACACCGUGAGCAAUAUUAUGGUACGAUGCGCAAAUCGUGUCAGCAAUCACCGGGAGAUUCGGUUGUUGCACUUGAGCGCAUACCUGAAUACUCUGAAGAUAUAUAUCCUUAUGCUACAUUCCAUUUACCAGAGCACGAGAACCAGUCGGCCAAUAUUCCACUCAACCGAAAGGGAAUGCAACCUACCAUGUACGAUCCGCGUAGCGGUGAUGACAGCACACUACCCAGCACGGGAAUGAAAGUGAAGCGAUCCGUAUCUGGCAGUGGUAAUAUAUCCAUGGGAGGUGGUGACUGCAGCCACACCAACACUGAGAAGCGUCAUAAACGCCGUUCAAAAACAAUUAAGUCUGAAUCGGAGGAGUACGAUAGCCUAAAUAGUGAUAGCGACUUGAGCGGCGAGCGUAUGAGAGACGAUAAUCGCAGCACACGAACUGAUGCAUCCAGCCAAAUAGAUAACUCUGCAUACAACGUUCAUGGACACAGUCCUCGUAGCAGUAGCAGUAAUAAAGAACGCCUGUCGGUAUUCAGCAGGCCUCAACUUCAUAGUAACAGCGUGGACGCGAUGCCGGUCGACUACAGGCUCUUUGACCCGCCACCAAAACAACGUAAGCAACAACAAGAGCAUGCAAGCAAUGGGAAAGCACCAUCCCCCAAACAUCAUCAGCGACAAUCUUCAGACGGGUGCACCAAAAAUCCAACCAACGAUACAAAUUUGCCCGGCAGUGUAUCCGGCAAAAUACGACCAAAAAUUACCGAUAAUAAUUCCGUCGGCGGGAACACCCUCGACAGCGAGUUCCAAUGCCCGUCUAACAGCAUGCUCUCCCCGCAUAUUGUCCAGUCGGGCUCCUACGUUGAAAUUCUAAAGCAGGCCACAAAUCACGCUCCUUCACAACUCUUGCCGUCGCAUGAUCGAAUACUGACCAACACCAAAGACUCCAUAAACUCCGCAGCCUCUUUGGCUUGCCACAAUAAGAGCUACGGCGAUUUUCUUACCAUAACGCCACGACGAAAGGGCAAACUGCUCUCCACAAGCGCCGACCACAAAAAGGUCACAGGGGAAGAGCAUGACAACUAUCGUCAUCAUCUUCCGCAUAGCAUAGAACCAUUACACCUGUUGGGCAUACCAAAUGACAAUAUGUCAACCUUUUUCGAUUAUCGAGCCAUGGAGACCCUAAGCAACGCCGAUACUCUAGCCAUAGGUUCUACCAUGGCCGGACAUCUUUACCCAUCCAAAGGCAGCAAGCAAUCCGUUCAGAGUACCGCCACAACAGAUCGCCAUAUAGCAGAUGAAUUCCAUCACAUUAUCAGCGAAAAAAACCUGAGUCCACCAUCAGCAUUUUGUGACAACAUAUCACCACUAAACAAAGCUUAAAUCAACGAAAAUCACGCAGCCAACACCUACAGAUCGACAGACCACAGCGAAAGCUCCACACAUAUCCUUCUUCUGGAGUGCAUUUACACAAAUCUUGAGACUACCAAACGGUGCAUAUCUUUAAGAAAUGUCUGAAUGGGGGGGACUGAUGAAAAUGGCCAGCGCCAUUCCCCAACAAUUUUAAACGCAAAUUUGAAACAAAACAAACUGAACUAGCCAUACAACAGGGCCAACUGAGAAAAAGCCCACUGCAUUUACCGCGUAGCGCAGACUUUACGUUCUAGCGCGUACUCGUGACAUUAUACAACAUACUUAUACAUAAACAGUUUAUCAUUCGCAGAAACCCUAGGCACAAAUAUAGUAUAAGUCUACUCACAUAGCCAUACUCAAAAACGAAUCUUAUACUAACAAAAGUCACAGACAUUGUUGUAUUAAUACUAUACUUAACAUUUAAGUUGGAAAUCAAAACAAACAAAUGUCGUCGCUGGUAUGCUAUUUUUGUCCACCCGCACAUUCCAUUGUUUUAAGUUUAGUGAAUAACUAUGAUAUCACUCAGAGCAAGUUGUUACUAAAAGCAGCUGAAAUGUUUGCCAUAACAACAAAUCUUUAAACAUUUUGUGGUUUUUUCAUUAAUUAAUCCCCUAAAACUUUGCAUAUUACAUCUUGCCUCGUAAUAUUUUAAUGUGUUUGGCGAUAUCAGAUAACAGCAAACAAAAUAUCUACUCAAAUGAUAUUAAUGUUUCUGGUGACUUUCAAAAGUUAAAACGUUUUUUUAAGAGCUAUAGGAAAGUUUUUCAAAAAAAAAAAAAAAAAAAAAAAAAAAAAAACAUAAAAUUCAGCAAAACAAAGUUGGAUACCAUCUCACGGUAGCGCUCACCAUUCACAGACACUUUACGAUUCGCAUCAUCUUUGAAGAGGUAUGGUUCAAUGAUGCCACCAGCCCUUGCAGUGCUUCCGGUUGAUCUUCACUCCAAAAUCGACAAUUCUGAAAAUUCCUUUGAGCCAAAAAUGAGUUUCGUCCUUGAACACAAGAAGCGCGUGAUGAACAUUCUUAACAAAGAACGCAUUUUGAUAAUAAAAUUCAAUAAUUUGCAAACAUGUUCUAUUGUAAGACGAUUCAUGGUUACAUUAUAGACCAAACCGAAGAUGUUGUACAGUGAAAAAAAAACACGAAACGUGCGUGAACUGUUUAAACCAGUGUUGCCAAAAAGAUAAUAGCUAAAAAUUACCCUUUAGGUGGACAAGCAGAUGUAAUAGGUUAGGUUAGGUAUGAGUGACAGUCCUUUUACAGACUAACUUAGACAAUUUUAAGUCCAUUGUGAUACCACAGUAGCAACAGAUCAAGUCUACCAACUCGGCUACCGGGGCGCCCCGGAUGUAAUAACUCCCCAGCAAAAAAAUUUAAUAAAAUUGGAAGCACCAACAUUUUUGUGUGCAUACUGUAAGCACUACCAUGCAGCGCAUUUGCUUCAGCGCUACUUUUGCUAACGCGUUCAAGAAAUGAUAUACCUGAAACCAGCGCAUUUUCGGUGCACUAGUGUAAGCGGAAGCUUCCUCCUCCACAUUAAAAGUUACACUCGUGUAGGGAAGCAUUGUUUUUGUGUUUUUUUGGCACGUUUUCUAACGAAUAUGGGGUUAAUUAGAAAAGAUUUUAAAACGAUUUAAGUUCUUGAAAGUUAAUAUAUAUUAUAAUUUAAAAAAUAGACCUUUCUAAUGAUUUGGCGUUUUGGGAGUUGAUACCUCACUGAUACUGCCAGAUCCAUUUUCAGUGAUCUUCUUUUGAUUCUUCCAAAGGCUGCAGUUACUGCUUUCGGUGACCGACUCAUGAUAUCGAUAUCGUCGGCAUAGGCGAGUAGCAUAUGUUCUCUUGUGAGUAGUGUGCCAUAUCUAUUCGCAUCUGCAUCUCGUAUAAUCUUCUCCAGCUGGAUAUUUUAUAGAUCACAUAAUAAGCAGUCUCCUUGUCUCAAACCUCGUUUGGUAUUGAAUGGUUCGGAAAGAUUCUUUCCUAUUCUUACUAAGGAACGUGUAUCAGUCUUAUUAAUUUUGCUGUGAUACCAAACUCAGGCAUGACUUGAAAUACCUUUGAACGUUUAGGGGUAUGUAAAGCGGCUUUGUAGCCAACAAAGAGAUGGUAGGUGUUGAUUUGUCCUUCUCGGGUUUUUUUCCGGGAUUUGGCGCAGUGUGAAUAUCUGGUCCAGGGUGGAUUUACCAGGUCUAAGGCCGCAUUGAUAGGGCCCAGUUAUCUCAUUGACUCUAGGUUUUAAUCUUUCACACAGUCCUCUCAAGAGUAUCUUGUAUGCGAUAGGGAGGAGACUUAUUCCUCUGUAGUUGCCAGUAUGUGGCUUGUCCGCUUUCUUGUAUACGGGACACAGUAUGCUGAUGUUCCCAUCGUCGUGUACGCGUUCUUCUAACCAAAUUGCGCUGAUGAGCUCAUGCUCAUGCGCCUUAUUAGCGUUUCGCCUCCGGUCUUAAACAGUUCAGCCGGUAAUCCAUCGGCUCCUGCCGCCUUAUUGUUUUUCAGCCUGGUGACUGCUACGUGGAACUCGUUUUGACUAGGUGGUACACAUUCUAUACCAUCAUCAGGGAUUGGUUCAGCGUAGAGUUUCCAAAGGCGUUCGUCAAUAGGCGUAGAGUUUCUAAAAAUUAAACAAACCUUUGAAUAUGAAAAAAGUGUUAAGACACCGCUGUGGUGACAAGAAGCAAGUCGACGAAAGAUAUUAAUGAAGAAACUUGCAAUGUUAAAUAACAAGAGAUGCUCACAAUUCGACUGCUGGUAUGUAAGUGGCUUCUAUUAUUUUUGUUUUCCCAAUUCAUUUGCUAUGUAUGCUCUAAUAGUCAUAGCAGCAUUUGCUUGAUAUUGUAGGAAUUUCGGUUCAGCAGUAAUAAACGUAUUUCAGCAGAUUAUGUUUGCUAAAGCAACACUUGUAUGUUUGCUAAGACAGCUGCUAUGUUCAUGUCAAACUUUUUGUUACUCGAACUAACACAUUUCGUUGAGUGUAAUUUAUUGUUACCUCGCAAUGAGACAAAUGACAAGGACAAAAAUGCAUAAGAGUGACUCCCAUUUCAUGUCCUGAGAAUAAGUAGCUAAUAAAUUUAAUUACAUUUGUUACAUCGACAAAAUAAAAACACACAAACAAUACACAAAUCAUACGAUAAAUGUUAUGACAAUGUUCUCGACUGAUCUAUUUUUGGCACCGAUAGAACAUGUUUAAUUUGGUGCAAUAAAGUAUUUAAUCCAAUAUAUGUACAUACAAUCAAACAAACCACAAAAUCAUACCAUAAUUAGAAAAAAAUAUAAAUUUGUGCAGUGACUUGCUUGGAACUGGCACGUAAUUCUGAGUUGAAUGGACCCCUAUAUACCCAUGUCGAAUAUGCUUCAAAUUCGACCACAUUGGAUAUAGUUGCAGUUUAGACCGAUCUCUUUAUUUAAGCACUUAGGACCAUUAAAAGCUCAUUUUGUACUUGACUUCGCUAAAACUUCGAAAAUUUGGUUAUAGUAGACGAUGAACCAGGUCCAAAUCGUGCCAUAUAUGAAUAUGGUCAGAAAACAUUUUUGGAGAAUUCGAGUCUCUGACAAGAUAAUUCACGCCUGUUACGGAGAAAUCAUACAACAAUGCGAAAAACUAUGCACCUGGAAAUAGCUACGGGCUACAAAAUCAAUUGCGCUGAAGAAAUUCCAUUUUAUUGAUAUCCGGCUUAUAUUUUUAUAUAUUCUAUUUCUUUUUUUUUAUUCUUUUAUUUUUAAAUAAAAUAUGAUAAAAAAAUCAUACCCAUUGAGUGCUGUCCGAUUCAAAUUUAAGCUCAAUGAUAAGGGGCCUCCUUUUUAUAGCCGAGUCCGAACGGCGUGACGCAGAACGACAUCUCAUUGGGGAGAAGUUUUUAAAGGGCAAAGUACCUCACAAAUAUUACCAGCAUUAGGAGGCGAUAACCACCGCUGAAAUUUUUUUUUCUGUUCUGAUGUUCUCGCAAGGAUUCGUACCCAGGCGAUUAGAUUCGAAAAUUUCAUUUGACAAAAAUUGCAUAUUGAUUGGAAUGUACAUAACAUUCCAAAUGAAGUUGGAAUGCAAUGUUUUUAUGAGUGACGAUUCUUCUUAAUUUCGGAGUUCCGUUAUCUGUUGUUACCAUUUUGUCGUGUCAAAAAACAUACACGAUUUAGUUUGCCUUGCUUUGAGUAGAAAGAAAGGCGUUUUUUGUAAAACAAUUCUUAAAAAUUGCAUUUUCAUACGAAACUUUCUUUACAGGUCUUUAAAUAAGGCCUUUUUUCAUUGCCUAAUUAAAUGCGUGUCUAUGACCUAUGAUUUUGCUGAAAUUUUUAGCAGUCAGUUGUUCUAAAUCAUUCUAGAUCGAAUAAUUUUUGGGUAUAUAAAACCCGAUCUUCCAAAUAAUUUCUUGCCUCCUAAAACGGCCAAAUUUUCACAAUGAUGAUUAAAGUCCCUAAUAUUUUAUUGAAAAAUAAAUAAUAGUUUUUGCUGUUUUUACAUUUAGCAAAAUAAUUUGCCGAAAAUUUAUUCGUCCAGCCGAACGUAGAAUAGCGCCCCAAUCUUUUGCGCUUCUUCUCCAUUUUCGAGAUGUGGCUCCUCACUUGGUAGCUCCAUCGGAGUUUUGGCCUUCCCCUUUUGCGUUUUCUUUUAUGGUUGCCUUCAAAAGUCUUCUCUGUUAGAGCUUCUUCAUCCAUUCUGACAACAUGAACUAGCCAACGCAAGCAUUUAUUUUGAUGCGUUUAACUAUACUAGCGUCCUCAUACAGUUCUUGGUUCAAACGACGCCUAUAUUCUCCAUUAACGUAAACUGGCCCAUCUAUGUUACGAAGGAGUUUUGUCUAAAAUACUCCAAGUACUGCUCAUCUGCUUUCGCACGUACCCAUGCUUCGGAGCCACAUAACACCACGGGUAGUAUCAGUGUCUUGUAAAGUUUAAUUUUCGUCUGUCGAGAGGUGGCUUUGCUCCUCAUUUGCUUGCUCAAAUGCUUAUAGAAAUAAUAAUGUAUUCAAUAAAGUAUUCCAUUAAAUGAAUUCUACAAUGCUUCCUCCAAACAUGUAAAAAGAAUGUAUUCAUUUCCAAGGACAUCUUCCGUGUAGAGAAUAACGUAUGCUGUAAUAAAUAAGCUAUAGAGGCUAUCGAUUAACUUCUCAUAUACCAUUACCUACCUCUUCCCAUCGGGUAAUGCUAGGUAUGCGAUGGAAAUUUCCCGAAAUUAAUGGAGAGAGAAAAAGAGGGAUUACAAAUAUAGCAAAAAAUUGGACGAUAACUAAAUACAAGCAUUUAUCCGCCAUAUCAAGUCACUGCACAGUGUUAUAUGUUAUAGUAUCUCAAAAUGGUUAUUUUUAUUUACUAGCUUAAUGUCAUUGGUAAUAGAUCAUUCAUAUAAUUAAAUAUUUAUUAAAUUAAUAUAGCAAUUAGUUUUAAGAAGAUGUUGUAAUUCGAAUAAAAUUUAUAAGAAACUUGUGUCAAUAACUGAACCUUAGUGUAUUCCAAGAGUACAUUUAAGACUCACUAUAUCAAUUCUCCUCAAAGUGUCAAUUUUGUAAGCCAAUUUGAAUAAAACAUCCGAUCACCCUCUCCACUACGAUAAAAACCCCAUAUCAUAGAUUUGUUAUUUUAUUGACCCAAUUCACUGAUUGGUAAAUAUUAUAUAUCACAAAAAUAUGGAACAUAGUUGUGAAGUUAAUUACCCUACAUUUAAGAAUAGUGGUAAAUAAUUUAUAAAGGCUACAAUACUUCAAUCCGAAAAAACUUAGAAUUGUAUGUAGGAAAUCAUGAUUUAAAAAAAUAGAUUAAAUUGUAUUUAACCAUUCUUGUAUUUGUAUGUGCAAAUUAAAAAAAAAAAACAAUAACUA
Messenger RNA from Stomoxys calcitrans (stable fly), 13778 nucleotides. RefSeq names its product cell adhesion molecule Dscam2. Gene Ontology annotation, biological process: cell-cell adhesion. The record is from RefSeq and is a predicted model, not a curated record. NCBI's taxonomy places the organism in Eukaryota, Metazoa, Arthropoda, Insecta, Diptera, Muscidae. Gene Ontology annotation, molecular function: protein binding. The transcript is spliced from 25 exons.